AUCUGAUUAAUCUCAUUUUCGGGAAAAAUAUUAAACCCUAGUGUUGAGAGAGGGGGGAAGACAUGCAGCAAAGCAUCAAAACCUGGCCUACGGCAGUAAGGACUGAGCACACGCUCUACCAGGCGCCUACAGCUGACACGCCACCAACCAUCAGGCAGAAUGUCGUAUGGGUCCAUUGACGGAGGUUCUUUUGGCAGUCGCAACCCAUUUGGAGGUCCUACGAGGCAGGGCUACCAGCCAGUAGCCACACAGGUCAGCCCCUCAGAACUGCAAGAUGUGUUUCAGGAGACCUCCUCCAAUAUCUUCCAGAUCAACGCCAACGUUGUCACACUAGAGAAGAAUCUUCAAUCACUGGGAACAUCUAGAGAUACAGCAGAGCUACGACAGAGUCUACACUCCAUUCAGCAGCAAACCAACAAAGUCAUCACCAGCACAAGCCAACUCAUCAAACAGCUCUCUGAUAUAAUCAGUGGCUCUUCACGGCAAGACCGUCUGCACCUGACCAGACUAAAGACUGAACUCUCAGAGUCUGUGCAGCGCUAUGGAGAUCUGCAGAAGAAAAUUGCAGAGCGUUCAAGGGCCUUGCUCCCUCCAGCGCAAACAGACAAGAAUAAGAGUCCUCAGACCCCAUCCACUGAGCAGAUGGAGGAGGGUCCACUGUUUGGAGAAGCAGUAGGCUCCGAGGGAGGGGCUCAGGCUUUCCUGUCAGAGAUCAGUGAGGAGGACGUGGAGGCGCUUCGCCAAAGAGAGGAGGCCCUGCUACACAUUGAAAGAGACAUGCUGGACGUCAGUCAAAUCAUGAAGGAUCUGGCCAGUAUGGUCCAUGAACAAGGAGACGCCAUAGACAGCAUUGAAGAUUACAUCCAGACUACAUCAUCCAACGUUGAAUCAGCCAAUCAGGAGCUUGCAAAAGCUAACCAAUACCAGAGGCAGCUGAGGAAGAGGAAAUGCUACCUGCUGGUGGCCGGAGGCAUCGUUCUCAUCGUCCUCAUCAUCAUCAUUGCUGUUUCAGCGAGGAAAUGAGACCAGCCGGUCACUGAGGUAGCUGCUGUCAUUACCGUGUCACCGCAGCGCUCCAGCCCGGUCUGAUCCCUGACCCGAGCAGCUGGUUUCCAGUAGGAGGGAGUUGCCCUGCAACAAUGUCUCUACUCCAUCAUCCCUGCCUCUGUUUACAACUGCAUCAGCCUGGGGACAGAGGCCUUUCUCAGCUUACCAAUUUGUCCAGAGUCCCGGUCGGAGACUCUCAUGUAAUCCUUUAAUUUAUUUAUUUAUUUAUUCAUUUUUCGUUGCUGUUACUGUUAGUGUGUCUCAAUUCAGAUACUUCCGUGAGUGCACUUACAUGUAGUGUACUGUGAACACUUGUAAAGUGCAUACAUUUCGACAGGGAAGCGUUGUCUCAAAUCGCGCACAGCCGUUAAGCACUGACCGGAAAUUACUCUUCUUCUUCUUCUUCUUCUUCUUCUUCUUCUUCUUCUUCUUCAUGAUAGUCUCA
Molecule: messenger RNA, 1492 nt
Organism: Perca flavescens (yellow perch)
Lineage: Eukaryota; Metazoa; Chordata; Actinopteri; Perciformes; Percidae
Gene: tsnare1
Product: T-SNARE Domain Containing 1
Exons: 12
Coding region: 160-1023 (287 amino acids)
Biological process (GO): intracellular protein transport; vesicle-mediated transport; vesicle fusion
Cellular component (GO): SNARE complex; endomembrane system; membrane
Molecular function (GO): SNARE binding; SNAP receptor activity
Source: RefSeq, a predicted model, not a curated record